Molecule: messenger RNA, 1605 nt
Organism: Sturnus vulgaris (Common starling)
Lineage: Eukaryota; Metazoa; Chordata; Aves; Passeriformes; Sturnidae
Gene: SAMD3
Product: sterile alpha motif domain containing 3
Molecular function (GO): protein binding
Source: RefSeq, a predicted model, not a curated record
CAACUGAAGAUGGAAAGUUGGUCAGUUGAGCAAGUCUGCAGCUGGUUGAAACAGAGAAAUUUAGGAGAACUAGUUCCUAAGUUCCGUGAAGAAGAAGUAAGUGGAGCAGCUCUUCUGGCUCUUAAUGAUCGUAUGGUGCAACAGCUGGUGAAGAAGAUUGGGCACCAGGCCGUGCUGAUGGACCUGAUUAAAAAAUACCAGCAACAGAAGAGUGGGCUGGAAUCCCUCACAUGCUGUUGUGAAACAGCUUCUCAGAAAUUUCCAGAAGUAAUCAGUGGGGCUACUGACAUACAGAUGUUCAAAUCUUCUGGUCCUGUGGAGCAGAAAAAAUAUCUGUGUUCGGCUAAAAAUGCAAAAGGACUGAUUGAUCAUAGAGUGCUAAAGCAAAAAAAAAACCUGAAAUCAUUUUUUGCAAUACACAAGACAUUGCAGUGGACAAGUUCUUAUGCUUUGCCAGACUUCCCUUAUGAUGUCAAAUGCAUAUUAGCAGAAAAAAAAUGCCCUGAUCACAGUAUGAGAAUAAGGAUUAUUGAAUUUUUACAAGCAGACAUGACAAAAUACCUAGAAGGAUCACUGUAUCCGAACAGUCAGCAAUAUAACAUUGUUGUCAAUGCUCUGCUCCAGGCAUACCCAUUCCUUGAUGAAGAUGGGAAUGGCUUUUUGCUGUGGAAACGGGCCCUUAAAGAUCGUUUCAAAUACAUACGGAGACCCAUUGAAGAUGAUGAGCAAGUCCUGAGGAACAAAUGCAAAUUUGGCCACAGGAGAGGACAGAGCAGAAAAUCUUCAUUUGGUGAAAAUAAACCUGAUGAUGUCCAGGUGCAGGUAGAGGAAAAACCUGCUCAUCUUAAAGGCAGUGCAAUGGAUUUACAUAUUAAGUGGCUUAAUCAAGAAUAUAUGAAAACUCAGAGGAACUGGGAAGAAGUGGAUAACAGAAUGAAUGUGACAAUAGAAAUACGGAGAAAGAUGAUCAGCGAUAAGACACCUUUAAAAGAUAUUCUUAGACUAUUUCCUUUCUUACGAUGCCCUUAUCAGCUUUUUAGGGAGUUCCAGCUUCUCACACAUAUGGACAUUUAUAAGAAAACAGUCGAGAUAUUGGAGAUUUAUUCAGAAAACAUAUUGUCCUUCUAUGUGGUGAGGAAUAAUCCAAUUAACAUUAUGCUGCAAGAAAAUCUGAAGCAGUACACAGAGGAAGACGUUCUGAAAUACAUGAAAAUGACUGCUGCAUGUUUACUCCUGCCAGAGGUCUUUGGAGAUGAUUCCAGUCUGUUUGCUGCAGUGAACGAGGAGGUAAAGGCAGUGACACCAGUGUUGGAAGUGAAAAAUCCCUUCGACAUGAAUUCAUGCGAGUUUGCCCUGUACAUAGAAAGGGAAGAGUUAGCCCAGUUUGAUGACUGCACCAUGGCUCUGGCAGCUCUGCUGGCUGCAUUUCAUGUGUUUGAUAUCCCAUUUCCAAAGAGAAUCCACAGGACACUGAACUUCCUGGAGUCCCUGGUCUUUGAGGUGAGGAACCCAGCAACCCUGCCCACCCCGGUAAAGACAGGGCUGGAGGCACCCAAGCUUCCAGUACCUGAUGGUGCAACCAGCACUCCUCUCAAGAGCAUUUGA